Messenger RNA from Scylla paramamosain (green mud crab), 2115 nucleotides. RefSeq lists its product as uncharacterized. The transcript has 4 exons. The record is from RefSeq and is a predicted model, not a curated record. NCBI's taxonomy places the organism in Eukaryota, Metazoa, Arthropoda, Malacostraca, Decapoda, Portunidae. The coding region runs from base 683 to 1027 and encodes 114 amino acids.
AUCAUAUCACUAGCUCAGAGUGAGGAAACAGUAGGGUGACAGGGCGUGUGUGACGGGUGUGUGGCUGCGGGAACAGUAGGGCGUGUUCGAGAUGAGGAGUGGUGGCAUGGACUAGACUCUAGAGCGACAAACCCGCCGGAGACCUUGGGGAAGUAGUGGAAGAAGAGCUGUGGUGGGGAUCGUUGCUCGGCUGUGUUAUCAUCACCCCACCGGUGUUUAUCGAUCGUCCACGGAAGCGCCACACCAGUAACCUACAUCGUGAGCCCAACCAGCAGUGAAUGAAGGCGCCACAAAUUCCGAGGAGGUGAUAAUGUAGUUGUGAAUCGUGAAAAAUGUGUUUAAAGUAUCAACUCCGUCCAUGUAAGUGGCAUGAAGAACCGAGGGAGUGAGUGAAGUUGUCAGAAUCCGCCAGACGUCCGAAUUGUGUUAGUUGUAAAAUGAACGUGACUGGGAUUUGCUGAAGGGAAUUUGAUCUUGUUGUUCGGCUUUAACGUGCAAUAGGGAACAGAAAGGGAAGAACGAAUUACAAGGUUACAAGGUACAAGAGGACUUCAGACGAUCAGGAGACGUCAAGAUCAGAUCCUGCUGGCACAAUCCUACCUGGCUACUCUCCCUCCCCAAGUUAAGAGGAACUACGUGUUGCGUCAUUAUUGAAAAGCAGCAGAAACUUGACGGCGCAAGGAUGACGACCUACCAACCAAACACACAGCAGGUGCCCAGUAACCAAGUAUUGUUAGUUGUGCACCAGCCGACGCUGGGUCACAGACUGCCCCGUUUCUCCUCUACCCGCGCUUACCUGAACCGCGGCGCCCAGUUCAGCAAUGGGUGUCAGUGUUUCCUGCCACAAAUGUUAUUGCUGAUAGUUCUGGGCUCCUUGUUCACCUUCAUGGGACUCAGCAUCUUGGCCAUCCGGGGUGCUGGCAGGCGUGGUGAUGCUUAUGCUAGGAGGUGGGCUGCUGGGUGCUGGCCUGUACCUUAUCCACACUGCCAAGAAGCAGUUCAACAGUCUUCCUGCAAACCAUCCUGACCGCACCAAGUACGCCUGCCAAAACAUGGUUACUGAUGGCUGGACCUACCAGACCCCCACCAUGUACACCAUGCCGCCCAUGCAGCACCAUGUGAUGGGGCACCACUCAUCUUCCGGCGGCCAAGUCUUCAUCAUGCCAAACCCGGUUGGUGCGCAUGGCAGCCAGACGCAAUUCGUCACACCGCCGCAGCCAGGCCGCACGUCGCCUGGCGGUACUUACCGUCCUGAGAACGACCCGCCGCCCGCCUACAGUGAUGUGGUGCACAAUAUAUAGAGUGUUGAAUAGCGGCGAGUGCUUUAUAUUGGUUGUUCAAGACAAAACAGGUGAUCGUGACACGUCUUAGUGCUCCGGUGUUGUGAUAAACACGUUGUGUUGCUGUCUGAGCUCGUGUUGCCGGAAGCGUGACGACCCACGUGCCGCAGCGGUCGCCUUUGUCCAUUGUUGAUAUUGAUUCAUAUAUUUUUUUUAUAGAGAAAACUUAUUAACGUACACGACUAGCGUCUUGGUGUCUGGUGUAUGGUGUAUUGAAGGUAUCGCGGCACGCUGAGCUUGCUCGUAUUUUACUCGUACAUCACCCCGGAGCCGUGGGAAGGUUGUGUUGGCUGGGUAAUCACAUCCAGGCGUGGUGCGGGAGUAUGUAUCAUAAUAUUGUGUGUGCUUGUGUGUGGUAGCGGAAAUUGAUUAGCACGCACGGUGCGCCUUCUAACAGUCUUGCUCCAUGGUAUAUGGGCAUUAUAGUAUAUCAUUCACAGAAAUCUGAAUAACAAACGUUAUGCAAUUUAUAUAGCAUCAGUUAAUUAAUUAUACCACUGAUAUGUUUUUUUUUUCUUUUUUUCUUUUUUUUCCAUUUUCGUCGCCUGCACAUCAGUGGCGUGUCUCUUAGCCUUAUGUGGCCACAGGGUGAGCCGAGCUGCCUCGUCUUGCCGAGGAGGAAUUUAUAUCGCCGAUGCACAAGGAGGAAGCAAACUAAGCAUACAUUGCACAAAGCGCUAAUUGAACGUCCUGCACAAGGAAAAUGAAAAUGCUUCCUAUGCUUAUUAAAUGUUAAAGAUGAAUGUUACUUGAUUAUAUAAACUGAAGAUUCACA